Myotis davidii is the source of this 2671-nucleotide messenger RNA. RefSeq names its product chromosome unknown open reading frame, human CXorf23 (gene BCLAF3). The coding region runs from base 104 to 2182 and encodes 692 amino acids. Gene Ontology annotation, biological process: positive regulation of transcription by RNA polymerase II. Gene Ontology annotation, cellular component: mediator complex. The record is from RefSeq and is a predicted model, not a curated record. The transcript is spliced from 13 exons. Gene Ontology annotation, molecular function: DNA binding; transcription coregulator activity. Lineage: Eukaryota; Metazoa; Chordata; Mammalia; Chiroptera; Vespertilionidae.
AGCCUCAAAUUCGUUUUGGAAUGAAGCAGUGUAAUAACUGAACGAACUGAACUGAAUGUACUUCUUCUGUGUAAAAAGUGGAUAGUGGCUCACAGGUCAAAGGAUGGAACGGUCACGCUCUAGAUCCCCCAGGUGGAAACAGAGGUCUUUAUCACCAAAACCUAGAAAGUCUGAACACUACAAGCAAAGAUGUUCUCAUGAGCAUUAUUGCUCCGACUAUGGGAAGGAUCUGAAAAGAUCCACUUCUAGAAUGAACGAUAAGAAACAUGGACAGAGUAAACCAAGGAUUUCUUCUCAUGAAAGUGCACAUUACCGAUGGUAUGAACAGAGAUCACCUUCUCCAGACAAAAGAAGCUCUUUAGCCGAUUUUUAUUCUUAUAAGCUUUACCAAGAAUAUUCACCACAAACAAGGGACAGUAGCAAAUCUCAGUAUAUGUCCAAAUACUCAGAAGAUGUACCCUAUGAAGAUUAUUGCUGUGAUUAUCCUGAGGAAAUGCAAGAGAGGUAUUCUCCUGAUGACCACAGAGUUAGAAGAAGUGUAAAAGGAGGGCAAUCGCCUCAGAGGUCAAUAGAAGAUUCUUUUAGAUUUGAAGAAAAGUCGUACAAAGAUGACUUGAGUUACCAGAUGAUGCAAGAUGAAGAAUAUUCUCAGUCAUUUAGAAGAGGCUCUGAAGAUUUUGAGGAAAGGAGCUCUUUUCAGACAAGGUAUCCUGAGGAUCACGAUUACAGAAAAUACAGACACACAUCAAAAAGAUCUACAGGCAAGAAGAGGUACAAAAACAGAGACUCUUCUAGAAACUCACAUCGGAAGUCUGGGCAUUAUCUUUCACAUUACCAAGAAAAGGAAGAUCAGUGGAACCUUCAACACCAAACUCAUCGACAUGCUGGGAGGAACUCCCCAGAGACCAGUUCAGCAACCAAGGUAUCCAGGGACUAUCACCACAAACAUCCUAAGACCUCAGAUGAGGACCAGGACUUUUCUGAUGGAAGAACUCAGAAAUACUCUAAGGAGGAAGAUAGAAAAUACAUUUCUCAAAUAGGCCUUGCAGAAAGAAAGUCCAGUUAUUUUAAUACUAGAAGAGGCAGAGAGACUGUAGAUGGGCAAGUCAAAGAAGCUUCUAAGCCAUCUAAGAAAGACUGUUCUCCCUCUACUGAUUCAGAUAAAAGCAAUGUUAUUUUGAGUCCCUAUAAUGGCAAACAAAAGAAGAAAAAAAACAAAAAAAGAGAUGGCAGAAGAGAGGACAACUCUUCCAGUUACCAGUUUGGUAAAAGUGAAUAUUCACCUGCUACUCUUAGGAAGAAAUCGAAGUCACUUAUAGUUAAAAUAGAUGUGGACACAGUAAAUAUACCCAGCUUUCCUUUUAGCAAGGCAGAGAGACAGAUGUCAUGUGAUUUGGUUGCUGUUGGCAAGAAGAGUGAGAACUUCCAUCCAGUGUUUGAACAUCUUAAAUCAGCUCAGAAUACUGAAAACAAAUCUACAGGAGAAUUUUCUCAGGAAAUCAUAACUGUAAUUAAUCAAAUUAAAGCAAAUACUUUUCCAUCAUCUGACGUUACUCUACAUGAGCGUUUCUCAAAAAUACAAGAUACACCAACUACAAAAGGUGCAAAUGAAAUUAAAUCGAAAUUAGAUCCAGAAAUUUACAGGAAAAUAGAUAUGUGUUUGGCUGAGUUUCGGAAUAAACAAAAUACGGUAUGUGGUUCAGAACAGACUCAGGUCAAAAUAAUAGAUCCAAAUGACCUACGACAUGACAUUGAAAGAAGGAGAAAAGAACGGUUACAGAAUGAAGAUGAGCACAGUUUUCACAUAGAUAGUGCUGCAGAGAGGAAUAAUCAGUUUUCCUGUUUUUCAUCUCAUGAUGAUAGCUUCCCAAACCAUCAAUAUGUUACAAGUUCAAAUUAUAGAAAGUUUACUCAGACUCUUUACAUGGAUUAUACUAUGGAGAGAAGCAACAACAUUACUCACAAGGCAUUUGAAGUUAAGAGAAAGCAUCAAAAGAGAAGGGGCUUUAGACCUUAUAAGGCCAAGUUUAGAGGUGGCAGGCUGAAGCCCUAUGGUAAAUCAGGCCUAGUAAAGAAGAGCUUGAACAUUCAGGCUAAAUAUCAGCGUUUACGGUAUGCUGGUUCAAAGGGAUUUUUCACUAAAAAAUACAGAGAAAGAUUGCUGAGGAAAAGAAAGUUUUAAUAUUGUAAGAUCCUAGUAAAAGGAAUAUGCAAACCUUGGCACAGCAGUUUAAUGGGGAAUUGUUGCAAAUGGAAUCAACACUACAGAACAUUUGAGAGCAUCUCUGUCAGGUGUUAUAAUUGACAAUAAAGCACUAAUACUGUAACUUUCUUGAUAAAAGAACUAUUUUUUGUAGUGGAAUGCUGCGAUUUUUGUACACUUACUUGCUCUUAAAGUAAAGUAUUUAAUUGAAAAGCUGUAUUAACUACAGUUUCUUUUGCAAAAAGUCUCAAAAGGGCAUUAUUUGUUGAAUUUUUCUCUGAGCAUGGUUUCAUAGGGAACUUAACUGAGUUAUAUUCAAAUGUUUACAUGUUGAAAGUUUUGCUUAUGUAAUAAAAAACAAAAGUAUCUGAAUUGUAUAGUGUCUGUACAUGAAAGAACUUUAAACAGUGGCCUUAUGGUAGCAAAUUUUAUACCAGAUUUGUUUCCUGGUGAUAUUUUGACUUAUAA